Molecule: messenger RNA, 1231 nt
Organism: Dovyalis caffra
Lineage: Eukaryota; Viridiplantae; Streptophyta; Magnoliopsida; Malpighiales; Salicaceae
Source: the annotation of a GenBank genome assembly
AUUUUUCUUUGAUUUUAACACCACUUUGGUUGGAGCUGGAAUGCUUGUUUCUCAUCUAGUGAACUUGUCUUUGCUUCUUGGAGCUGUGCUCUCGUAUGGGGUUAUGUGGCCACUUAUUGGUCAACGUAAGGGAGACUGGUUUCCAGCUUCUUUAGAAGAAACUAGCAUGAAGAGUUUGUAUGGUUACAAGGUUUUCUUAGCAGUUGCUCUCAUCCUAGGGGAUGGGCUCUACAGUUUUGUUAAGAUAAUGGGUAUUACGAUGAUCAAUAUUCAUGGCAGGUUAAGGAAUAAGAACCUCAAUACAGCUGUAGAUCAUCAGAAGAAGGACCUUGAUGAUCAAAAACUAAAUGAAUUGUUCCUCAGAGAGACAAUACCUUUGUGGCUAGGAGUCAUUGGAUACGUAGUCUUCUCUAUAAUGUCAGUAAUCGCGGUGCCAAUCAUAUUCCCAGAGCUUAAGUGGUAUUAUGUUGUUGUCGCUUAUGCGCUUGCUCCAUCUUUGGCAUUUUGCAAUGCCUAUGGAGCUGGUCUAACCGAUAUAAACAUGGCGUAUAAUUAUGGGAAAGUUGCGCUCUUUGUGCUAGCAGCGUUAUCCGGGAGAGAAAAUGGAGUGGUGGCAGCACUUGCUGGUUGUGGCCUUAUUAAAUCUGUUGUGUCUGUUGCUUGCAUCCUGAUGCAGGAUUUCAAAACAGCGCAAUUGACUUUCACCUCCCCGAGAGCAAUGUUUUUGAGCCAGGUCAUUGGGACCGCAAUAGGGUGCGUGACAGCUCCGAGCAGUUUCUUCCUAUUCUACAAGGCAUUUGAUGUCGGGAAUCCAUAUGGAGAAUUUAAAGCUCCUUAUGCCCUAAUUUACAGGAACAUGGCAAUUCUAGGUGUCGAGGGUUUCUCAGCUCUGCCCCAACAUUGCUUGCAGCUCUGCUAUGGCUUCUUUGCUUUUGCAAUAGCAAUUAACCUGGUGAGAGAUUUUUCACCGCAGAAGGUCGGACAAUGGAUGCCACUUCCUAUGGUCAUGGGCGUGCCGUUUCUCAUCGGUGCUUCCUUUGCAAUAGAUAUGGGUAUUGGAAGUUUGUUUGUUUUAAUAUGGCAUAAACGAAACACCAAGAAGGCUGAGCUGAUGGUUCCUGCUGUGGCCUCAGGAUUAAUCUGUGGAGAAGGGCUGUGGACUCUCCCUGAAGCUGUUCUUGCUAUAGCCCAAAUAAGGCCACCCAUCUGCAUGAAAUUUGUAGCUUCCUAG